Messenger RNA from Talaromyces amestolkiae, 3294 nucleotides. RefSeq lists its product as uncharacterized. The transcript has 10 exons. Gene Ontology annotation, biological process: intracellular polyamine homeostasis; DNA-templated transcription; transmembrane transport. Lineage: Eukaryota; Fungi; Ascomycota; Eurotiomycetes; Eurotiales; Trichocomaceae. The record is from RefSeq and is a predicted model, not a curated record. Bases 1 to 3294 code for a protein of 1097 amino acids. Gene Ontology annotation, molecular function: polyamine transmembrane transporter activity; DNA binding; zinc ion binding.
AUGGCCACUGGUCAAAUCAGAAGCAAGGAUUCGUGCCUUCUGUCCUUCACCAGCUUCACUGUGUGCCGUCCGACGCCCUCCCCGGCUUCUACCCGUUCAGAUCACCAUUGCACGCACCAGGAUGAACCAAGCCCCGACGGACCAGCCAUAGAGGCCGUAUCGGUCAAAACGGCAUCGGCCCUGCGAUACCUGUCGACGGCGGAAGCAGUCCUGUCGUGCACCUUUGUGCAACCACCGCCGAAGAAGCGGCGCGGAGUGCAGCUGUCUGAGACGUUAGUCACAGCUGACCCCUUACAGACCGACCCCGGCACGCCGCAGCCAACAGACCUGGACUGGACCCUGGAUGGGUUUCCAGUCACUGCCUUCCAGAUCUUUGGUCAAGACUUUGAGGAUUUCAGCCAGCUUCCAUCCAGCUCGCUGUUUCCCUCCCACUACGACCUGCCGUUCCCCACAAACGAGCUUUGCACACCAGAUGAUAGCUUGAAGCUCCCGCAGAAUGAACGAGAGAUCAGCCCGGAGACGACUGCAGUCAGCCAGUCUACCUCAGACUCUGCGGCUGCUCUCUAUCGAGACCAACUCGCAGGUGCCGAUGCUGCUCAAAGACAGCGGCAAGGGAAUGACGCCGGUCUCUCAUCUUCGGGGCAAUCCCUAGACGACGCCAAAGGGUUCAUCUCGCAAUAUCUUGGAUUUUCAGGCGAUCUCGAAACCCAGAAGAUCUUCAAGUCUAAUUACCGUCGAGUCUACAAAGGUAGUCCCUCUGCCGUUCCGAGUGGUGAUCUUACCCUCCCGGUUCAUUUCAUCCAGUAUCCUUGUGAAAUCAACCGUUCCGCAAAUCAUGUCUUGGAGAGUCUCAGAAUUCAGGAGGAAACCGACCGAGCAAAGCUAGAAGAGUUGGUGCUUCCCGAAUUUGGGCCUCGUCUUGUUGGGCUGUUUUUUCGAUACAUCUUCCCAAGUUUUCCUGUGCUCUCACGAACCUGCAUGGGCCUACGCUCAGAGACCCUGAUUCCAAAUUUGAGUGCCCAACGAACGGUACCUUCAUCUCUGCUGGCCGCGGUGUAUGCUCUUGCAGUACCUUUCUGCCGCUAUGACCCCGUGCUCUGUGUCUCGCAUAUGCUAAAUAUGCCCCCAACAGCCGACUUGUGGGCGGCUGCACAGGAAGGAGCCCUCCGAGAAACAGAGAAUCCACGCUUGUCCACCCUACAGACUGCCCAACUUUGUCUUCAAAGACCAUUAGAUAGGGGCGAUACGGCCAUGAAAUUUUCAUCUCGUCAGGCCCUCCUUAGUUUGAUUGUCUCCCUUUCCGGCAAAUUCGGCUUACACCUCGAUUGCAUAUCCUGGUCUAUUUCAGCAUGGGAAAAAAGACUGCGCCGCCGGUUGUGGUGGAUCAUCUUUUCGGAAGCGACCUGGAGCAGCUUACUCGCCGGCCAUCCACAUCCCAUUUCCGAUGAUGACUGGAUUAUGACUCCUUUAACUAGUAAUGACUUUGUUAUCGACAAUAUCUUUUGCCCGAGCGAAGAAACGAAUCGAAGACCACGGGCCGAUCAGGAGCCUUGCUUACAUUGUCACAGCGGAUACGAUUUCAAACUCCUCGCUACCUUAUCUGUUAUUGCAAAUGAUGUUUUGAAGACCUUCUUUACGCUGCGUGCAACCCAGCAGAUGGGGUCCGAUAUGAAUGCAUCACUGGAAGCAGCGCAACGACUUAUCCGUCAAUUAGAGCUGUGGCACGCAGAUCUCCCUUCUCAUCUUCGCGCGGAUUCAACUCGGCAGGCAUCUACACUGCAGAGUUCUUUCCAUUCCGCUUCUGGAGCCCGUCUUCGGCUCUCAUAUCUAACUCUCGGGAUUUUAGUCUAUCGGGCUGUCUUUCGAUCACUUGUUACAUCUACCUCCUCCCCAUCCUCGGCUCCAGCCUCGGUCUCGGCCUCAUUUCCACAACAAUCUCGCUCUGAUUCCGCAUUUAUCUUGCAGUUUAAGGUUGCAGCAACAGAUUGGCUGGAAAAUGUUAUAAUGUACACUGAAACCCUCACAGCUCGUGAUCAGAGUAGCUUUUGGUUCUCCUACAAUGCAAGGAAUGUAACCCGUCGUAUGAAGUAUGUACUCACUUCAAUUGUUUCCUUGGCAGGCAUGGCAGCACCUCUGGGAAGCACAAUUCUCAUGCCUGUUAUAAAAGAUAUUGCAACUGCCUUCGGCACAACAGCGACUGUUGUCAAUCUAUCUGUCGGUUUCUACUCACUAGCUGUGGCAUUCACGCCGCUUUGGUGGUCAUACUUUUCGGAAAGAUACGGUCGACGAGCUAUCUACCUGAUAUCAUUUUUCCUUCUUGUUGUUUUCAAUGUUCUGUCAGCUGUCAGUGUCAACAUUGGCAUGUUCAUCGCCAUGCGCAUCUUGGCAGGUGGUGCGUGUGCCUCUGUCCAAGCCGUUGGUGCUGGGACUAUUUCUGAUCUGUGGGAUGUCAAGGAGCGAGGGAGUGCUAUGGGAAUAUUCUUUCUCGGACCAAUGCUCGGGCCCUUGCUGUCACCUAUAAUCGGAGGUGCCGUUGCUAUUGAAUGGGGCUGGCGAAGCACACAGUGGGUCAUGGUCAUCUAUGGAGCUUUGGUCUUCAUCUUGGUCCUCUUCUUGCUCCCAGAAACUUCUACCCUACAACACAGGCCAAGGAAUACCGACGGUGGUUCGUCUCUUGCGGUUUAUGCCCAUAUUGAUAACGUGUUCUCAAGCGCGCCAUAUUCUUACUCUGCCUUGAUAGUGGGACUGACAUACAUUCCCAGCGCCCUGGGGGCCAUUAUUGGAUCUUUCUGUGGAGGAAGAUGGACGGAUUACAUCAUGCGUCGAGAAGCAAAUAAGGCCAAGCGAUACAACGAAAAGGGAGACCUUCAGUUCAUCCCCCAAGACCGCAUGCGGGAGAACGUCUGGAUUGGAGCCUUACUGUAUCCUGCAGCGAUGGUAUGGUUCGGAUGGACGGCAGAUAAGGGCAUUUUCUGGUUGGUGCUCUGUCUGUCAACUUUCUUCUACGGCUUGGGAAUGAUGCUGGCUUCUAAUGUGAUGACUACCAUGCUUACUGAAUUCGUACCGAAACGAUCGAGCACUGGAGUCGCUGUUAACAAUCUUCUGCGGAAUACCUUAGCAUGCGUGGCUCUUGUUGUUGCGGAUCCGCUGAUCAAAGCCAUUGGAACUGGGUGGCUGACGACAAUAGCUGCGAUAAUCUGCUGGAUCGGUUCUCUUGCGCUGGUUCCAAUGAUAUACAAGGCUGACAAAUGGAGUAAAGAAAUGGCGGAGAAACUUUCCAAGGUGUCUAUCUAG